Molecule: messenger RNA, 953 nt
Organism: Diabrotica virgifera virgifera (western corn rootworm)
Lineage: Eukaryota; Metazoa; Arthropoda; Insecta; Coleoptera; Chrysomelidae
Product: NADH-ubiquinone oxidoreductase chain 1-like
Exons: 1
Biological process (GO): aerobic respiration
Cellular component (GO): membrane
Molecular function (GO): NADH dehydrogenase activity
Source: RefSeq, a predicted model, not a curated record
UACUUGUUUUUAAAUGAUUUAAUUUUAAUAAUUAUUUCUAGUUUAAUUUUAAUUGUAUGUGUAUUGGUUAGUAUUGCUUUUUUAACUUUACUUGAACGUAAAGUAUUAGGUUAUAUUCAAAUUCGUAAAGGUCCAAAUAAAGUUGGAUUUUUAGGUUUAAUUCAACCUUUUAGUGAUGCAAUUAAAUUAUUUACUAAAGAGCAAAUUUAUCCUUUUAUAUCUAAUUUUAAUUUAUAUUAUUUUUCUCCAAUUUUAAAUUUAUUUUUAGCUUUAUUUUUAUGAAUUUGUAUGCCUUUUAUUUCUAUAAAUGUAACUUUUAAUUUAACAUUAUUAUUUUUUUUAUCAGUUUCUAGUUUAAGGGUUUAUACAAUUAUAUUGGCUGGUUGAUCUUCUAAUUCUAAUUAUGCUUUAUUAGGAAGGUUACGUUCUAUUGCUCAAACUAUUUCUUAUGAAGUAAGACUAGCUUUAAUUUUAUUAUCUUUUUUAUUUUUAAUUAUAUCUUUAAAUAUAUUAGAUUUUAUUAAAUUUCAAGAAUAUAUUUGAUUUUUUUAUUUAUUUUUUCCAUUAUGUUUAAUAUGAAUUGUUUCUGGAUUAGCAGAAACAAAUCGUACUCCUUUUGAUUUUGCUGAAGGUGAAUCAGAGUUAGUUUCAGGUUUUAAUGUUGAAUAUAGAAGUGGGGGAUUUGCAAUAAUUUUUUUAGCUGAAUAUGGAAAUAUUUUAUUUAUAAGAAUAAUAUGUGUUUUUUUAUUUUUGGGGGCUAAUUUAAUAAGAUUAAUAUUUUUUUUAAGUUAGGAUUAAUUAGAUUUUUAUGGUUGUGAGUUCGUGGGACACUACCUCGUUAUCGUUAUGAUAAAUUAAUGUAUUUAGCAUGAAAAGGUUAUUUACCUAUUUCAUUAAAUUAUUUAAUAUUUUUUUUUAGAUUAAGUUUAUUUUUUUUUAUCUCAAUAAUUUAG